GUGUCCGCAGAGUGGGUAACGGGACUGUGAAGAUGGCGUUUCUCGGAUCUGUGUGUCUGAUUUACAGGAGUAGAUGACGACGUUGACACCGUUAUCACUGUAUGACAGCACCAUUCCUGCAAUGUACAGCUAAAGCGACGGACAGAAAGGAUUUCACCAUUUUAAGUGUGCGUGUAUACAAAAAAAGUCAAACUAAAAAACAAAGCAACCCAUGGAGGAUAUCAACUCCAACCUUAACGCAGACUUGGAGGUGCGGAAGCUGCAGGACUUAGUGAAGAAGCUAGAGAGACAGAAUGAGCAGCUUCGGACCAGAUCCACUCAGCUUACCUCAUCGGGUGGGGUGUCUGGAAGUGCAAGACCCCGUAUCAGCGGCCCCCAACUGUCCCAGUCGGCGGCAGGGCUGGCAGGUUUUCUUGGGGUGGGGUUCGGAGGUACAAGGGGUUUGGGGGCGUUCGAAAACGCUCGUUGUAUGAGUCCCAACUUAUCUCUAUCUGUGGACGAUACAGACUACCUUGGGAGGGCAAGUAUGGGCGGUUUGGUAGCCACUGACGCAUUGCUUGAGGGUGCUGGGGAUUUUGACGAAGGAGAGAGAACUAUCCUGGAUGAGGUGGAAAUCCUCAGUCUGGAGGACACCGAUUGUCUCGAUGAAGAGGACAGCUGGUUGUAUCAAUCACCAAAGAAGAAUCACACAUUGCGGAUGGCUGUUAGUCCACUAGCCUGGUGCAGGCAGGUGCUGGAUCAUCCAAGUCCUGAUGUAGAAUCAGCAAAAAGAUCAUUAAUACACAGGCUAGAACAGACCAUGUCAGCAAACAAGAGGAGAAGUCUCUAUAGCAGUCUAUACAACACAACAGCUGAUUACUCGAGCCCUUACAGUCCCAGCACAGGGAAUAGCCCAUACAGCAGUGGCUUCAACUCCCCUUCCUCCACCCCGCUGAGGAUUCCCAUUGUGAAGCAGCUGGUGUUUCCAGGCAGUUCAGGUAAUUACAAAAGCUCUACAGAAAGGAACCCGCCCAUCAGCCCCCAGUCCUCGGUGGACAGUGAGCUGAGCACCUCGGAGAUGGACGAGGAUUCGGUUGGGUCCGGGUACAAGCUGAACGACGUCACAGACGUGCAGAUUCUAGCACGCAUGCAGGAGGAAAGUCUGAGGCAGGAGUAUGCUGCCACAGCUUCACGCCGCAGUUCAGGCUCCUCUUGUCACUCCCUCCGACGGGGCACCUUCAGCGAUCAGGAGCUAGACGCCCACAGCUUGGAAGACGAAGAGGAGGCCGUCCACCCCGCCUUCCACACCCCCAUCAAUCGCUUCUCCCCGUCACCCCGGCACUCCCAACGUCCAUCUCCCCAACACUCCCCCCGCAACUCCCCACGGUCACACUCCCCGGCACGCUCCCUGGAGUACAACCGCGGCUCUCCGCAGCCAGUCAUCAGCCGGUUGCAUCAACCUCGCCUGUCCUUGCAAGGGCACGCCCCUGACAUGCAGACUAGUUCGGUCAAGAACGAAGAAAAGCUAAGGCGUAGUCUUCCCAACCUGUCCAAGACAUCUGGUGUCCAGGCAGCAGAGUCUGUCAAAAACAGCAGAAGUUGCGACUCAAAUCUUCAAGUGCCAAAUGGUGGAAUACCUCGACUUCAACAGCAGCCCUCAGCCAUACCUUCCCCUAGCAAACUGCGACCUCCUGCGGCUCCAUCCCCCCUGUCCUUGCGGCAGCCCAUCAGAGCGAUGCUGAACCCUGGGACCUCGUCCCCCACUCCUGCAGGUGCCCCUACCACCCCCACCCGAUCCGUCGGGUCCCGCAGCGGCCUCCCGCGGCCCAGCAUCUCAUCCGGAGGAGGAGGGAUACCAGUGCCACGCAGCAGACUUGCACAGCCUGUUCGAAGGUCAUUGCCAGCUCCCAAGAUAUAUGGUGGUUUGAAAGAUGAAACCUGGAAAGAAGGCUGCUACUGAGUGAGCACCAUGAAGAGCUCUGAGGAGACCAUGCUCACUUCUACAACCUUAAGACUUGCAGCAGACUGUUCACUUGUGACUUGCAGGGUUGAAGAGGAUGGGGUGGAAGGCUGAAUCCUAGAGCUCUGUUAUUUAAUCAGCACAAACUGGCAGAUUUAUAAAGCAGCACUUUAUUGACAUUCAGAAUUUUUGUAUUUUUUUGGUAUUCAUACAAUCAGUUUCCAUGGAAUUCUCAUUUUUAGUGUGCUUAUGUGGACCCCACCAUACCAUUUAGAACGGUAAAGGUCAAUGUCUGGGCCCAAACCCAGUGUAUGCCAAAGAGAAAUGCUGACUUCAAAUAGCAGUAAAUGAGAACAGUGAAGUCUGGAGGGUUUCAUUCUGCACCACUAAUCCAGCAUGACACACAAAACAAUAUAGUACAGGAUUAUGUAUAUUACAUCAAGUUGAAAAGCAGAUCUACUGUACCAUUGCACACAAUAGAAUGGCAAAGAACACUGCAUAAAACCUUUUCUUAUAACAAGUCGGUGCAGAAUUUGUGAGAUUUAUUAUACAAUGGCAACAUGUAUUCUGAUCUGUAGCAUUUCAAGGGGGAACUAUAUGUUGUGUAUUCAACUUGCAUUAUUGGUAAAGUUUACAUUGACAUAUCUUCUGAGCGUUUUGGACUUUUUUUAGGGGAAUGCCAAAGGGCUGGGUUUUAUUUCUAGGACAUUUUUUCUGCACUGUAUGUUUUGGCUCAGGAGAGAGUUACUGGUGUCUUGCCAACUUAUACACUGUAUGUUAAGCAGGGCAAGGGACAUUUUUUACAACAAGUGUUUCCUUAGAAGUAAAAGUCAGAAUCAGAAGUGGUCUACUUAUUUCAGUUUAACCACACCACAGUGCUUACACCAUGGAACUUCAUGUUCUGUUAAAACUAUGCACUUCUUUCAUAAUCCUAAAAUGUACUGAAGUAUGUGAUUUUAAACCCUGCUGUCUAAUAUACUGUAGGUACAGUUUAGAGACAUAUCAUGUGGGAAUUGUAUUUAUGACUACAUAAGGACAUGUCUACAGCUUAAUAUGUUAACCUACAUUGAGCUUCUGGUGUGCUGAAAGUUGCAGAGGAGUAGUCGCUUGGUAAACAUUGGAGAUAUUUUAAUCCUGCUGUAGCAAUGGCCCAUUUCAUGCAUGAAAAGUGCCUGGGUUGAUUUUUUUUAGACCAGACUUUUAAUGAUCACUCCCUCCCCCAGACAUUGUCUUACAACUGCAGAGAGGGGACAGUGGUGCUUCACUGGCGCAAUGGGACUGCCUUGAAAACAUUAGUAUUGAAGCUUGAGGCAGUGAGCAUAGCUGGGAUUAAAUUAAUGCAGUAUAACUAGGCCAACUGGCAACUUUUUUUUUAUUUUUAUACUUCCAAACACCAACCAAAAACAUGUUUUAUUAUGCUUAUAAUGUUUUAAAAAACAGCCAGUGUAUCUGGAUUGUCCCAGGAACCUACCAUUGGUAAGCCUGAAAAUACUAACUAGCUCCUGGGGGGGGGGGGGCUGCUGUACAAUAUAUAUAUCGUAUAACUGUAAUAAACAGCUAGCCCGCUUUGGUACUGUAGUUCAGGCAGAUUUUGACAGUAUUAGAAUGCCAAUUAUACCAAUUAGAAUGCAUAAUAGUUCAGUUAUAUGUAUAUUUCAGUUUGUAUAAUAUAUUUAUUCAGGUUGCUUUAUAGGAUUUGUGUAGUGUGUUUAUAUUUAUUUCAUUUAUUUAUUUAUUUUUGUGAAAGAUCAAAACCAGAGAAAUAAGACACUUGGGUUCAUACACUUUU
Messenger RNA from Polyodon spathula (Mississippi paddlefish), 3728 nucleotides. Its product is annotated as SLAIN motif-containing protein 2-like. The transcript is spliced from 8 exons. The record is from RefSeq and is a predicted model, not a curated record. Gene Ontology annotation, biological process: microtubule nucleation; cytoplasmic microtubule organization; positive regulation of microtubule polymerization. The coding region runs from base 212 to 1939 and encodes 575 amino acids. Gene Ontology annotation, cellular component: microtubule plus-end. NCBI's taxonomy places the organism in Eukaryota, Metazoa, Chordata, Actinopteri, Acipenseriformes, Polyodontidae.